GCAUGACGUCAUUUAUGCUAGCGGUAAACCGCAGGAGCUUUGACAACGCUCGUCUGCUAGUCGAGGCAGGAGCAGACGCGGACGCAGUAGACGAACUUGACGUCACGGCUCUCAUGCUCGCCGCGGCCAACAACGAAACUGACGUCAUACGAGAACUCGUGACGCACCUCGGUGCAGAGGUAAACAGAGAAAACAGCAUUGGGUUGACGGCGCUCGGGGUCGCUGCUGCGUGCUGUAAUGUGGUCAGUCUGAAAGAGCUGCUGGAGCUCGGGGCAGAUGUCAAGAAAAUAUGUUCCCAAUCUUCUCCAGUAGGAGAGUCGGUUCUUCACGUGUGUAGUCGGUGUCGAGGCCAGGACACUAUGGAAUCCGCUAAGUGCGUGGAAGUUCUGAUUUCGUAUGGGGCUGGCGACAUCAUUAACAAAUUAGAUUCCCUUGGGAGGAGUCCUCUAGCGCGGGCUGCGAUGAAUGAGAAUUUCGAGUGCGCCAGCGCGCUCAUCAAAUACGGAGCAGAUGUGGACGCACAGGAUCACCAAGGCAAAUCCGUCCUCAUGUACGCCGUGGAGACACGAGACCCUCUACCGAUAGUCACACUUCUCGUCAACUCCGGCGCUCAAUCCCACAAGAGAAUGGUUUCCACUGACACCUCUGACUUGACCCGCUACUCCACGGCCUUGACCUUAGCUGUGAAGAAAGGCCACACAGCGUUGGUGAAAUAUUUGUUGAGCUGCGGCUGCCGAGCGAGUCACGGGGUCCACACGGCGGUAUUUCAGGGACGCACAGAGCUCAUUGACCUCCUCAUCACCUCCGGCUCGGCUUGCCCUGAAAAGGUCAGAAUCAACCCGCCCGCUCUCCUGGGAGGUAGACAGCUGCACGUGUCGGACAUGUGUCCCCAGCUGUCUCCCUUGGCAACGGCUCUACUUUGUGGACAGACUGGGACAGCGCGCCUCCUGGUGGACAAUUUCUUCCUCACGUCUGACGACCUUCUCACUGUGGUGUCUGACGUCACGAGUCUUUGUCCGUCUGGCCUGCCGGCAGGCGUCGGGGAGUUCAUGUCUCAACUGACCAACCAACCCCGGUCACUGCUGUUUCUGGCUUUUCUAUGUGUCUCCUGUAGGUUGGGGUUCGAGCCCGACAGGAAAGAGAAGGUUGAGAGUCUAGCUGUACCGACACUGUUAAAGAGGAAGCUACUGUUUCAGUCCUGAUUCUCGUACUAUGCACUCAUUAUGAACUAAGAUGUGUCACUCUUAAAGGCCAGAGCUGACAGAUAACAUAUCCAACCAAGGGACCUAAAGCAAUGUUGCAGCACAUAUUG
Messenger RNA from Aplysia californica (California sea hare), 1312 nucleotides. Its product is annotated as serine/threonine-protein phosphatase 6 regulatory ankyrin repeat subunit A. The coding region runs from base 3 to 1202 and encodes 399 amino acids. NCBI's taxonomy places the organism in Eukaryota, Metazoa, Mollusca, Gastropoda, Aplysiida, Aplysiidae. Gene Ontology annotation, molecular function: protein binding. Gene Ontology annotation, cellular component: nucleus; cytoplasm. The transcript has a single exon. The record is from RefSeq and is a predicted model, not a curated record.